CCGCGUCACAAGGCGGCGUCACGUCUCCCCACCCCGCGCUAAGAUGGCGAGGCGACGUCCGCUCUGCCGAACAGCGGCGGCGGCGGCGGCAGAGACAUCGCAGCGCGGCGCCGUGAGCAGAGCUUAGAGCUCAGCCAGCAUCGCUCGCAGCCAGCACCACCACCACCACAACCACCACCACAACCAUUACCACCACAACCAUCACCACCACCACCACCCACACACUCGCGACGCCGGCGCGUGGCCACGAGCGUGCACAGCCUCCGCCCAGCCCGGGGUGUCGAGAUGUCUCUCCUGUGCGUGAGAGUAAAGAAAGCAAAGCUUUCGGGACCGCCAGAGAAAUUUAAUACGUACGUGACACUCAAAGUGCAAAAUGUGAAAAGCACGACCAUCGCAGUCCGUGGAAAUCAGCCCUGCUGGGAGCAAGACUUCAUGUUUGAGAUCAACCGUUUGGAUCUUGGCCUCAUUGUGGAGGUAUGGGACAAAGGACUCAUCUGGGACACAAUGGUUGGCACCUCGUGGAUUCCUCUCAAUGACAUCCAGCACUCGAACGAGGAGGGCCCUGGAGAAUGGCAAACCCUCGACGCCGAAGUCCUCAUGAAGGAAGAUGAAAUAUGUGGCACCAAGACCCCCACGCCGCACCAUAUCCUGCUCGACUCGCGCUUCGAGCUGCCCUUUGACAUCCCAGAGGAGGAGGCAAAGUACUGGACCACAAAGCUCGAGCAACUCAACGUCUUGCAGGAUCACGACGAGUACAACUUCCAAGAGGCGGUGGAGAAGAAGCCCCUUCCUACCACAAAUCUGCAAUGUUGCAACUGGACCUAUUUCGGAUGGGGUGACCAACAAACGCUGGACGACCCAGACAGCGCGGUGGACGACCGCGACAGCGACUACCGGAGCGAGACGAGCAACAGCAUCCCCCCGCAGUACCACAGCACAUCGCAGCCCAACGCGUCGGCGCACCAGUACCCGGCGCACCAGCGCGGCCGCCAGACGGCACACACUCCCACGUCGCCCCUCGACACCCGGGCCGACGGGGGAUACUCGGACCACCGCGAGCUCAGCUGUGAUAGCAUAGAGUCCGCUACAAAUGGCCAUAGUGAUCUAGAGUCUGCAUCUGGGUCUAGCCGGCUAACGAGCCGGCAGUACUCCGUCGAGAGCAGGCAGUCUGUAGAUCUUUCCGAUAGGUGGGUUUUGUCGAAGGUCUUCGUCUUGGUGGGCUAUCAGUGUCGUGCCAUUUGACGCUCUUCUCCAGCACGCCUUUGUCCAUGAUCAG
Molecule: messenger RNA, 1276 nt
Organism: Petromyzon marinus (sea lamprey)
Lineage: Eukaryota; Metazoa; Chordata; Hyperoartia; Petromyzontiformes; Petromyzontidae
Source: RefSeq, a predicted model, not a curated record